Paramormyrops kingsleyae is the source of this 640-nucleotide messenger RNA. Its product is annotated as SH3 domain-binding glutamic acid-rich-like protein 3. Gene Ontology annotation, cellular component: cytoplasm. NCBI's taxonomy places the organism in Eukaryota, Metazoa, Chordata, Actinopteri, Osteoglossiformes, Mormyridae. The record is from RefSeq and is a predicted model, not a curated record.
UCAACAGGUGAGCAGAGUAAUGGGGCGUGACUACUGCAUAAACCUGUUCUCCUGCUCUUACAACAGCAGUGUCCAGAAGGAAAGCUCAUUUUGAAGUUGCUUGCCUGCCAGGAUGUCUCUGAAGAUCUACUUCAGCAGUGCCAGUGGCUCCAGAGAGGUGAAGCAGCAACAGAAUGAGAUCUUCCAAUAUCUGACUGCAAGGAAUGUUAAGUAUGAGGCAGUUGACAUCUGCCAGACUAACAAUCUGAAGGAGGAGAUGAGGAGGCUGUCAGGCAAUCCCAAUGCCAUGCCUCCCCAGGUGUUUUUUGACAACGUUUACUGUGGCGACUAUAACAAGUUUUUUGAAUCUGUGGAGGACGACAAAGCAGAUGCCUUUUUUAAAUUGAAGUGAAGCCUGUGAAUGACUUAAUAAUCUUCAUUUAAAUGAUCACUGUGAUAUGCAUUGGGAAGAUGUACAUAUCAAUUGAAUGAUUUACAUUUGGCAAUGAGAAACAAUGAAAAUAUUUUAUAUUCCAUUUAACAAGAGUCUGAUUUCAAUCAAUUGAAGAAACUGUAUUCGUAAGAAGGACAGAAUGAAAAUUCUGCUCAUUAUUGCAUAAGACCAUUUUUAGUAUUGGAAGUAAACUGGAGAGACAAAUUC